Klebsormidium nitens is the source of this 1641-nucleotide messenger RNA. Lineage: Eukaryota; Viridiplantae; Streptophyta; Klebsormidiophyceae; Klebsormidiales; Klebsormidiaceae. The record is from the annotation of a GenBank genome assembly.
AUGGACGCCGCCACCGCGCCGCGCGCCGCCCCGCGCGAGCGCCCCUUCCCGCUGCUCGUCUUAACGGGACUCUGCAUCCUCAGCUUGUUGUCGGUCGUCGCAGGCUGGCUAGCGGAUCGGGUUAGGGGUCCGGUUAAGACUUCAGCUUCUUGUGGGCGCUCAGUGGCUGGAGACGAAUUCACCAAUGCUCAACCUCUCAAAGACGCGCAAGCAGGCGGCUGUCCGAAUAUCGAGGACCCAACCACGUUGCGCCACGUGUCCUUCGAGCUGGCCAGCUCAAUAAGCACGUGGCCCUCCCGGCAGGAGCUCGUGAAGCUGUGGUGGAGGCCGGGGCAAACGAGGGGACACGUGUGGAUCGAUAAGAAGGAGGUCAAAGCAAAACGGCACGGCAUCAAACAGCAGCGUCUGUCCGGUAGCAUCGGAGAGCACCCGGAGAUCAAGGUGGGCACUUUAGGCAGCGUCCUGUUCGAACUUGUUAUCAUUUUAGAUCUCUUGGGGCCCAAAGUCUCCGAAGACGUGUCCCGUUUCGCCUCCUUUCCGAAAGCGCGCGCACACGCUGUCCGCAUCGCGCGCGUAGUCGUGGAGGCCGCCCGGUUGGACCUCCCGGGCGUCCGCUGGUUCGUCAUGGGCGAUGACGACACCAUCUUCUGCCUCGAGAACGUGGUGGACUUGCUCAGCAGGUACGACCACCGUGCGCAGCUUUAUAUCGGCUCCCAGUCCGAGUCGCAGUACGCCAACCUGAAGCACGGCUACGGCAUCGCGUUCGGCGGCGGCGGCUUCGCGGUGAGCGCGCCGCUCGCGGCCGCCCUGCGCGCGAGCAUGGACGCGUGCAUCAAGCGCUACCCGGAGCUGGAGACGAGCGACAUGUGGGUCGGCGCGUGCGCGGCGGAGCUGGGCGUCAGCGUGACGUCAGAGAGGGGCUUCCACCAGAUGGACCUGUACGGUGUAAACGGGUUCUUGGAGGCUCUCCCCACGACUCCGCCACUGUCGCUGCACCACCUGCCGGCAAACCCGGCGGUGUUUCCGGACAUGGACCAAAUGGGCGCCAUACGCCGCCUGGUCAAGGGCAUGGCGGCCGCGCCCGCGCUCUUCCUACAGCAGGCGCUGUGCUUCGACCCCACGCGCAACGCGACGCUGUCCGUCGCGUGGGGCUACUCCGUCAAGGUCUUCGCCGGAAUCCGGUGUGUGCGCGACCUCGUGCGGCCAGCGCGGACCUUCGGCAUCAUGGCGCACGGGUUCGGGGACAACCCCGCCAACCUUGCGAUGGACACGCGGACGCCCGAGCCGUGGGCCACGUCGCAGUGCGGCCUUCCUUUCGUGCUCCACGUGGACAGCGUCUCCCAGAUCGACGGCCAGUACGUCGAAAGCACGUACAGCCGCCACGUGGCGUCCAAUCAGACCGAGUGCGCGGCCGCCAUCGCGCGGCUGAAUCGGGUUAGGGUCAUCGCGGAGAAGACGUUUAGGCCUAAACCUGGUGGGUUAAGCAGGGGUUCCAUGACCAGACGGUUGUGCUGCCAUUCGAUGGUCUACCAAGAAGGGACGGGGGAGAUGCAGCUGGAACUGGGUCAGUGCAAACCCGGGCAAACCAUUGCGACGCCCGUAACCGAUCUGGGAAAGUUGCAAGUCGGCCCUCGCAACUGA